Messenger RNA from Poeciliopsis prolifica (blackstripe livebearer), 1349 nucleotides. Its product is annotated as 5-hydroxytryptamine receptor 3A-like. The record is from RefSeq and is a predicted model, not a curated record. NCBI's taxonomy places the organism in Eukaryota, Metazoa, Chordata, Actinopteri, Cyprinodontiformes, Poeciliidae. Gene Ontology annotation, molecular function: transmembrane signaling receptor activity; extracellular ligand-gated monoatomic ion channel activity; neurotransmitter receptor activity. The transcript is spliced from 9 exons. Gene Ontology annotation, biological process: monoatomic ion transmembrane transport; nervous system process; chemical synaptic transmission. Gene Ontology annotation, cellular component: synapse; neuron projection; membrane. The coding region runs from base 1 to 1308 and encodes 435 amino acids.
AUGGCAGCUCUGACUGUGACUCUUCUUGCUUUAGCAGGUGUUUCCUGCAGCCAGGCUUCAGAUUGUUCCUAUUCUGCUCUGUUGAAUCACCUCAAGCUGGAUGCGACGAACAGCGGUCUUCAGAUCGAACGUCCUGUGAAGAACUGGAACACAAUCACAGAGGUUCAGCUGGAAAUGAUUCUGGACAGCAUUUUAGACGUGGAUGAGAAGCUUCAAACUGUGACAAUUCACAUUUAUGUCAGAAUGUAUUGGAUUAAUGAACAUCUGACCUGGAAUUCCUCUGAGUUUUGUGGGAUAAACAUAUUAAACAUUCCAGUUUCGAUGAUCUGGGUUCCAGAUAUAAUCAUACAGGAAGAUGCCUCUGAGACUGCAAACUCUCAUGACCAUCCUCUGGUCAGCGUGUGUCCGAACGGGAAGGUCAGUUUAGUCAAACGGCUUCAGCUGACCUACAUCUGCAAGUUGAACCUCUUCAGAUUCCCGUUUGACAGCCAAACCUGCAACAUCACAUUUUCAUCCCUGAAUUACAACAACGACCUGUUGAAGCUGGUAAAAUCCACCAACGACUCCGUCCUGAUGAAGCUGUCGGGUCUCAAGAUGCUGACUGAGGGCGAAUGGAAGCUGGUGAACAUGGAAAGCAUCAGCUACACGUCUCUCAUUCAGAGAAGUUCACUUGUUUACCAGAUCACUCUGGAGAGGAAGCCGUUUCUUUACGUCGUCAACUUAAUUUUGCCCUUGUUGUUUUUGCUGAUUCUGGAUUUGGCCUCGUUCUUCGUCGGUGUGAGCAGCGGCGAGAAGCUUAGCGUCCAGCUCAAGAUACUGCUGUCCAUCUUCAUCCUUCUGCCUAUUCUUAAAGACAUUUUACCGUCCACUGAAGACUCUCUGCCUGUGAUGGCCAUUCACUGUAUCUCAGUUUUCACCCUGGUGUGGAUCAAUGUGUUGGAGACGAUGCUGAUCAGCCUGUUAAAGGACGUCGUCUGCUGUGUUGGUGAGGAACAGCAAAAUGCUGAGGUCAUCAAAGUGAAAGAACAGGAAGCUGAUAACCGAAACGAGUCUACGGGAGUUUCAGGAACAGAUAAACCGGAGGAGACUAACUCGCCGCUGGAUUUACCCGGUGAUUCACGGGAGCUGAAAUUCAUCAUGGACAGAACGAAACCUGGUCCAAAAACCCCAGAAACACAGAAAAACAUGCAAAAGUCCAACAGGCUUAGAUGGGUUCAAAUCUUUGACUCUGUAUUCUUCGUCCUCUACUUUGCCACUGUUGUGUUUACACAAGCUUUUUUAUUUGGUCUUUGGAAAGUUUAUGUUUAGAACCAAUUUCUGAAACUUCUCAGAAAGUUCACUGUUUUGGU